This is a messenger RNA of Chenopodium quinoa (quinoa), 2077 nucleotides long. Its product is annotated as F-box/kelch-repeat protein At3g61590-like. The transcript has 3 exons. The record is from RefSeq and is a predicted model, not a curated record. Bases 139 to 1380 code for a protein of 413 amino acids. Gene Ontology annotation, molecular function: protein binding. NCBI's taxonomy places the organism in Eukaryota, Viridiplantae, Streptophyta, Magnoliopsida, Caryophyllales, Amaranthaceae.
AAAAACUCCAUAUAAAAUUAUAAAUACUCCACACUUUAUAAGAUGGAUAAUGUUUCAUAAAGUACACUGCAGUAUUUCAUUCCUCAUUUCUUGUUGCCGCCGUCCAUAAUCGCCAUUCUCCGAUCAAUUGUUUGACUCAUGGAGCUAGAACCAUCUUGGGAGGAUCAUGAUUGUGGAUACUUGUCAGUCAGUAAAGAAGACCAUACAAGUGAACCUGAUGUGUUUGGAUCUUUGUUAGAAUUAACUCCUAUCAAUGAUGAAGAAAAGGACGUUAUCUGUAUUAACUCCAUUCUCCCAGAUGAUAUUUUAGAGCGAGUUUUUGGACACCUUCCAGUUUCAACUAUUAUUAAAGCUGGUUGUGUAUGUAAGAAAUGGAAUGAUAUGUUGCAGUCUGAAAGAUUUUUACAGAACCUGCCAAGCACAUCACCUCAAAAACCUUGGUACUUCAUGUUUACUAGCGACUCUGAUCCGCAAGGGCAUGUAUAUGACCCUAUGCUUUUGAAGUGGUACAGAUUUGAGAUCCCUUAUGUUGAGAUGCCUAGUUGGAAUCUGUUUUCAUCUUCAGGUUUAGUAUGCUUUAUGGAUAAUGACUCUAGGAGAAAACUAUAUGUUUGCAAUCCGGUUACAAGAUGUUGUCGAAAGCUUGCAGGGCCUUAUGGUACAGAAUUAUCUGAUUACUGUGCCCUUGCAGUCUCAUUGGAUGAAUCAUCACGAAAGUAUACACUGGCUAUAGUGAGAUCUAAACAAGCUCCUGGAGAACAGGCAGAUUGGGGUCUCUCAAUUGAUGUUUAUAGCUCCAAAAAUAAGUUAUGGUCAUCUCUUGUGGAGGUUAAUUUACAAGCUUGGAGAAGUGGAGCUGACAGUGUGAUAUGUGGUGGGAUUCUGUACUUUGUGGUAUAUCUAACAAGGACACUGGGCUUUAUUAAUUCCCACUAUGGUGUGCUGGCUUAUGAUCUUGCUUCUGGGUCCUUUGACCUUGAUGUGGUUGAACGCGUGAUUCUGGCACCUUGUCCUGUCACAUGCAUGCGGUUGAUGAACAUUAAAGAAGAGCUUGUUAUGGUGGGAGGGAUUGAAAAACAAGGGAGAUCUGGUGUGAUCAAGGGCAUUGGUAUUUGGGUUCUUAAAGGGAAGGCGUGGGAAGAGGUUUCCCGUAUGCCAAACAAAUUCUUCAGAGGAUUUGGGGAGUUUGACGAUGUCUUUGCCAGUAGUGGUUUUGACAAUCUCAUAUACAUUCAGGGCUAUGGAACUCCUGCUCUUCUUAUGUUUGACAUGACUACAAAAGAAUGGAGGUGGUCACACAAAUGCCCUGCCACCAAGAAGUUUCCACUCCAGCUGUUUUCUGGAAUUUGUUUUGAACCCCGGUUUGAUAUUUCUCCGUAAUUUGGGAUCAUUUCUUCUUGACUCUGCUAGAUUUCUACAGUACUCAUUUCCAUCAAUACGCGAAACAUUAGCAUCCAAUAAUGAGCAGGUGGUACCCUCCUCCAUUCGUUCCUCACGGAAGGAAGGAUUUCGGUGUCAAAAGUGAUUUUAUUACCGCUUGGAUUAAAAGAAGCAAAGCCCAUAAGCAUGAUCGACUCACUUGUGUCUCAAACCAUCAAGGACUUGAAUUGAGCCACAUGAGCUUUGAAGUAUCACAAUCUGCCACUUAACACAUCAGAGGGGAGAGAGUAGCUCAAAACUUUCAUCACUCUCACGAGUGAGGUGAAAGCAGCCUUGAGUGAUUUUAGCGGAAUACCAAGUGAAGGCUUAUUUCCUGAUUAAAUGGUGUUUCAUUAAAGCUCAACUUCAAUGGGUCGGUUUGCAACCAUUCAGCCGCGGCAACUUUCAGGUUUCAUCAUCAGGGACAACAUGGUAUUCAAAUUAAAAUUUCAUUCUAUAAGCCACGCCUUUCCUUAAAGGUAUUCACAUAGCUUCACAACAUGGUAUCCUCAAUAAUUCAACUUGAGGGCAACAACUUUGUCCAAGGCGUUAGGUCCAUUCCAUGGGAGAUCAAGCACGUCAUUAGCAAAUGUUGUUCAUCUAGUUACUGUACUGAAAACAUGGAUAUUAUUCCUUGUAAUAUCUCUUGUUUAAUUUC